Pecten maximus is the source of this 4836-nucleotide messenger RNA. RefSeq names its product sushi, von Willebrand factor type A, EGF and pentraxin domain-containing protein 1-like. The record is from RefSeq and is a predicted model, not a curated record. Gene Ontology annotation, molecular function: calcium ion binding. Bases 94 to 4821 code for a protein of 1575 amino acids. NCBI's taxonomy places the organism in Eukaryota, Metazoa, Mollusca, Bivalvia, Pectinida, Pectinidae. The transcript is spliced from 24 exons.
GGCAGAAUACUUCCAUAUAAAACUAUAAUUUUGACGAAGUAGCUUUGCUCGGACAAUUACAUCAUUGAAUUUGAUGAAAUAAGAUGGUACUCUAUGAAUUCUAAGUGUUUUGCGAAGAUGGCUGUUGGACAUUAUUUCCUUCUAGCCGGGUUCGUUUUCUUUUCCCUUGUUUCUGAUUCAAGUGCGUCAUUUUCCGAUGUUAUUCGAUUCUACAAGCAAAGUAGGCGUUGUCUGACGGAGGAGAUCCGACAGAAUGGUGAUAUCGAAUGCCAUAUCAAUGGAAUGCCCUUCAGGGUGGGGGACUUUGUACAGACUGGUACCGUGUGUGAUGUCACAUACAGUCAGACAAGUCAGAGAGUUUUCUGUGAAAACAAUGUUUGGCGCAAUUAUGGAGAUUUACCCGUGCACACACAUGAUCGACAUAAAAGAUUCUGGGGAUUUGUUGCUGGUGCAGUUAUAGGAUGGGUUGCUUGCGAGAUAUUUUGUUCAAGAGGCGGUGGCGUUGUGCAGGUCGUCAAUAAGCCGCCUAGUAUUAGCUGUCAAGAGGUAGAACGUGUGCGCUAUGCUCCGCCAAGGGAGACGUCUGUAGUUGUAACUUGGCCGGAACCGACUGCGACUGAUCCUGAACAGGGCAAACUGACGCCGAAACAGAAAUUUGGACUCCCAAGUGGCUCCCAUUUCGAGAAGGGUUCUUAUGCAAUCCCUUACAGUGUCACUGACGACCAUAGCAAUUCGGACACGUGCAUUAUCUCCUUCACUGUCAACGUGACACGAUGUGAUAAAGCUGACAACAUACCGGGCCAUCCUGUUAAUGGGCAAAUGCGCUGUACUCCUUAUCAGUAUGACCCUAUUUUGGGAACCACGUGCUUAUUUUCGUGCAAUGAGGGUUACGAGCUGACAGAUUUUUCAUCAACAUCAAGAACAUGCAAAGAUAACGGAUACUUUGACGGCCAGGUGGCACAAUGUACUAAAAUACAGUGUGAUGAUCUUGAAAACCCACAAAACGGAGAGAAGUAUUGUUCCAGUCAGACAUAUUACAACUCGGUGUGUGGCACAACUUGUUCAGCUACUGGGUAUGAAUCUGACGGCGGAUUUAUACACUGUCAGAGUGAUGGGCUAUGGACGGCACCCCUUCCAUCUUGCCAAGACAAACGCGCACCACAUUUUACUUUUUGUCCAGUGAGUCCUGUGAGAGAAUAUGCCGACAAAGGUAAAUCUUCUGCCACAGUUGUUUGGAUGGCGCCAACGGCCACGGAUAAUUCUGGCGACGUUACUAUCAUCAGGACGAUAGGACAGGACUCGGGGAGUGAAUUUGGCAUUGGAAAACAUCCCAUUUCUUAUGUAGCCCGUGAUCCCAGUGGAAAAGAGUCAGUGGUUCCUUGCAGUUUCGAUGUCGUUGUGGAACAUCUAGAAUGUGAUUCUCCUGAUGGAAAAUUCGACGAUGAACUGAUAUUGCCCGACUGUCCGGGCACAGAGUACACAUACGGGACCGUCUGUAAUGUAUCGUGUAUCAGGAACUACGAAAUAAUCGGUAACACUACCAUAACAUGUGAACGGGAAGGUCCCAACUCUACAAAAAUGGUCUGGGACUGGGGAGGAGGCGAGCAACCAACCUGUAAUGAUAAAUGCCCAGCUAUCCAGCCACCUGCUAACGGUGCGUUCGUCUGCCAGACCGCGGGUAAUGAGUACUGCCGGUUGUCGUGUAGUGUGGACUUUGGGUAUCCCUCGGGAACCAGUAAAAACCAAAUGUUCGUAUGCACGGAUCAACAGUUAUGGGAUCCACCAGAGGCUGACGAUUGUGCAGAGCGGAGACCCCCAGAUGCCAAUACUAUCGGCGCAGAUCUGCAUUAUUUUGUUGGAGAUUGCAAUGAUCCAAAUGUACAGUCUGGCCUGAAGGAUAAAUUCCUUGCUUAUAUGAUCGAGUUGGUGAACAAUGGAUGGAGUAAUAGGUGUCCAAAUGAUACAGGCUGCAUACGAGAUACUAUUAAAGUUAUCUGUGGACCUGUGACCUCUAGACGAAGACGAGAGACAAUAAGUCUGACCACCGGGAGAUGGCGACCUGCUGGGCUGGACCGGAAUGUACCUUUCCGCGUCAAGCGUACAACUGACAAUGAUUAUGUUAUAACCUUGAAAAUCACACUGGAAAUCAGUUGGGAAGGAGGCACGUCGGCUGACGACCUGCAGAAAAAUGACCAAGAUAUUUCCGAUAUCAUAACUGCGAUCGACAAUGAGAUAGCUAGUGGCGGAAAUGCGCUGUCAUUUGAUGGUAUAGUUCCUGCUCAGCUUACUGCAGAUCGUUGGCCAAUGAUGGAAUGUCCAUUCGGACAGACGGCAAAAUAUGAUGGAGACAUUCCUAAUUGUGAGGGCUGUGCUACCGGCAAAUAUUACGAAUCCACGAUAUCGUCUUGUGCCAAAUGUCCAGUCGGAACCUUCCAGAACGAGACUUACCAAACGAUGUGUAAGGCGUGUCCCUCAGAUAUGUCUACCAAGGAAUCAGGCCGGAAAAAUAUCUCAGAAUGCUUUCCGGUGUGUUCGAUGGGGAGCUAUUCGGCAUCUGGAGUCAUCCCUUGCACGAAAUGCCCUCUCGGCGAAUACCAACCGAAUGCGAACAGCAAGAAUUGUAACAAGUGUGACGUGGGUAAAACAACGAUCGAACGAGGGCAAACAGCUGAUUUAAACUGUACACCCUACGAUGUUGUGCUAAACUCCCCUGGAAACAACAUGACAUUUCCACCUCUAACAACAACACUGGAAUCAUUAACUCUGAUGUUCUGGAUGAAAUGUCCCUCCGGAAAUGUCACCCGACCUUCGUUUGGAUUCGUCAACGGUGGUACCCAUACAUCAAUGCUUGAUAUCGUUGAUGCUGAAACGUUGGACUUCUUCAGAUCUACGAUCCAGAUCGAAUCAAAUGGUUGGACUCAUGUUGCAAUCAAAUGGUUAGGUACCACGAAUCAGGCCGAACUAGCAAUCAAUGGCAACAACGUCGGAGCCGUUCCAGUUACUACAGGAAACGUGUCUGUCAUUGGUUCCUAUCUUUUAAUGACACAGAACAGUGGAAACAAUGGCAGUUGUCGUAUUUCUGGCUUACAAAUGACAAAUUCCAGUAAAAGUGAUGCUGAUUUACAAACUGACAUUGCGACAUGCUUACCUAAUGGCGACGACGCCUUUUACAACAUGGACAACUUCAAAGAUAAAAUUGGGAUCGAUAUUGAUACGCCUUCCAAGUGUGACGAAUUUGAUGAAUGCACAGCUAGUCCAUGUGGUGUCCAUAUUUGUGAGAAUCUGUUAAAUGGAUACCGAUGUUAUUGUAAAAGUGGGUACACGGGAGACAACUGUGAGAAUGCUCCCGACUUCUGUGUUAAUAACCAAUGCGAGCAUGCAGCGACAUGUACCAGUGGCGCGUGGAAUUAUACGUGCGCAUGUGCAACUGGGUUUAAAGGGAAAUUAUGCGAGGAGGCAAUUGUCAAUGGAAACUGGGCGGAUUGGGGAGACUAUGGUCAAUGCAGUAAAAGUUGUAACGGAGGAAAUCAAACACGGAUUAGAACUUGUACGAACCCGUCGCCGGGACCAGAUGGUGCCGAUUGUUUAGGAAGCGGCCAAGAUCAAAUUUCCUGUAACACAGAUCCAUGCCCUGCAUGUGAGCCAGUCGGACAUCUUUUGCUUAGAAGCCGGUACACAAAGACAGAUUUUUGUGUAUCUGAAGGAGACUACACGCGAUGUGUAAUAAUCUGUGAAACAGGAAUGGAAUUCGUUGAACCUCCCUUGGAUUACUAUGAAUGUGGAGCCAACACCUCAUAUACAUGGAAUAGAAUCCCUCCCAGCUGUGCGAGCAUACGUCCCGGAACCCGUUUGACAAUUGAUACAUCGGUGACAUAUCCUGUUGCCCUUCCCUGUGGAACAGAGACUGAUCAAGCAUUAAACUCCGCAGCAGGAGAAGCCCAGUGUGUACGUAACAAUGCCUGUGACGUGUCUAUAUCCACCACCGGAUGUUCCUCUAGACGUAAGCGAGAUACAACUACAACAGCAGAUAUAUCUUUCUUCAUUAAUGUGGAAGAACUUCAAGAUUUCAACCUCACUGCAUUGUUAGAAGACAAUAUCGUGAGUGCAGACCUCCAGACCUAUCUCAAUGCAAUUACCGAAUUAGAACAGACUGCACAGGAGAUCAACAACUCUGCCUCCGAUUUCUUUACCGUGAAUGUCAACAAUGUCACUUACAACAUCGAUCCCAGCACCCUUGAUUUUUCUGCUGUGAUCACGUGUCCAAAUGGCUCUAUUGCAAACGACGGCGCCUGUGUUCAGUGCCCAGCAGGUACCAGUGAAGAGAACAGAUGGUGUGUUUACUGUGCAUUAGGAACUUACCAGAACCAAGAAGGACAGACGGAGUGCCUAGCAUGUCCAACUGGUUAUACCACGCAGUUUGUCGGGAUGAUAGACGUCGCCAACUGUUCUGUUGAAGAAAAAACAACGGCCAGUACGACAGACUCAACAACGGCGACAUCCAUAUCUGCUUCCGCGACUACAACGACAACAUCAACGACUACAACGACGACACCUACCCUCACCCCAACGACUAGAAGCACACCUUCUACAUCCACGACUACACCCACACCUGCUACAACGACGACUACGACAACAUCAUCCGUUCCAACGACUACAACCACAACUGCUACACCUACGACAACAAUAUCUACUUCAUCUACGACUAGAACCACGACAACAGCAAAUUUAAAUGACGCACCUGGGUCACCAAAUACGGAGACUACAACAACACUUGGUAAAAAGAAUGGUUCCGGAAAUGAUAAGAAAGGUAUUUUAUCCUAAGUUUUACAUACAUUU